Messenger RNA from Protopolystoma xenopodis, 1308 nucleotides. The record is from the annotation of a GenBank genome assembly. Lineage: Eukaryota; Metazoa; Platyhelminthes; Monogenea; Polystomatidea; Polystomatidae.
AUGCUAUUUCAAUUUUUCAUUUUUAAGUUCGAGAAUAGCUAUUCCACUGGUUUCGGUUCGGCUCGAGGUCGCGAUCCAGAUCCCGCAUCUAUAUUGGCUACAAACUUGUCAGAUUUGAUACCGGAUCAAGUUGAAAUGGGUCACUCGCAUUAUCAGCAGCAAGCAAACGGCAUGACAAUUUCCUCAUUCGCUUCCCUUUCAAGCGUUUCGGCACAGUCUUCGAUGCAAUCCGGAACUUACCAAUGCCCUAUUUCUCUGGCUGCUCCAGGCAUAGUUACCGCUUCAUUUACAUCCGCAUCGACUAGUUCGCAGGCCGGCGCUACUUCUAUCUCUACUGGGGAAUGUUGCGAAGGCACUGGGGUUAUAUUCCCUACACAUUUAAAUCGUCGACCACCAGACCUGAUUCAGUCUCAGGCUUCUGCUUCUCUUCCUCUUAGCCUACCGGUUUCGAUUUCUGCCUCUUGCGGCGUCGCCGGCUCUUGUGAACCCAGUCCUGCUGGAUCACUUACUACCUGCACUGGCCUUGGGUCUGGAAAUUUUUCAGUUUCUGCUUCGGUUGCAUCAUCAGGCCUUAAUGUUAACCACUCAGCUCAGUUACGUAUUAAGCGGCGCAGCCUUUUGCUUAUGUUGAAUAUGGGAACUGGUCUUGGGACUGCUCUAUCCCCGAGCCAAACUGGGUCCCCCAGUCACCUUUCUAUAUGCUCUUCAACUGGUUUUUCCAGCACAUUGAAUACAACUCCUUUGGCGGUAAAUUCCUUUUCAACUACAGUCACUUCAUCAGCCCCUUUUGCAGCUACAUCAACCUCCUGCAAUCAAUAUACAGACUCUACGGGACGACCAUUGAGUCAUUUUGGCCUGAUGUCUACAAUUGAGGCCUCAUCUCUUGGUUCCCCACUUCCCACUUCUGAAUCUGGAUUUUGGACAGAGAUUCGUCCAUCUGGUUUUGUUUCUCUCAAAUCAGACUUAAGCCAUGCUAGACUUGAGACGUAUUCAGAUCGACAGCUUUCUCCUCGUCUUAAUUCAAACUGCCAUGGAGUCACUGUUGCUCCCGUUGGCGCUCCCUCAUCUCCCUCUUGCUCAAAUACUGUAAACUUUCAAGACGAUGCUCUUGGACAGACAGCCAAUAGAUGUAUAAGUAGUUCAUCAGGCCGCUUGUCUGUUCGUGAUACUGCUGCAUUUCUUAAUUGUGUUUCUCCCACCACUUCCUCUGGAUCAGUUAAAAAGCCCAGAACAUUUGUAGGGAUUCCAAAAACUAGGUGCCGAGUUCAGCCGUGUACUAACUGUAAGUUUGAUAUUUCAGUUUUCUAG